UUCGGUCUUGUGGUGACGUAUUAAUUGUGCGCCGAAGUAGGCGUCAUGGCGGCAGUGGACAACAGGGAUAAUCUUCUGGGAAUCUCAUGGGUAGACAGUGCUUGGAUUCCAAUUCUAAAUCCAGGGAAUGUGCUUGACUACUUUUCUGAAAGAAGCAACCCAUUUUAUGAUCGAACCUGCAACAAUGAAGUGGUCAAAAUGCAGCGGCUUAGUCUGGACCAUCUGCAUAACAUGACCGGUCUGGAAUACAUUCUGCUUCAUGCUCAGGAACCUAUAUUGUAUAUUAUUCGAAAGCAACAUAGACAUUCUCCAACACAAGCUACUCCUUUAGCUGACUAUUAUAUAAUUGCUGGAGUGGUGUAUCAAGCUCCUGAUUUGGGAUCUGUAAUAAACUCCAGAAUGCUGACAGCAGUGCAUGCUGUGCAGUCUGCAUUUGAUGAAGCAAUGUCUUACUGUCGAUACCAUCCCUCUAAAGGAUACUGGUGGCAUUUCAAGGAUCAAGAAGAGAGGGAUAAAGUAAAACCAAAAUCAAAGAAGAAAGAAGAGCCUAGUUCAAUAUUUCAGCGUCAGAGAGUAGACAUGUUACUUCUGGAUAUCCGACAGAAAUUCCAGCCCAAGUAUAUUCAGCCAAAAUCUGGAGACAAGCCUGUACCAGUGGAGCAUGUGAAAAAGGAAUCGGAGCCAACAACUGAAACAGUCAAACAGGAGGAAAAAGACUCUACAAAGAACUCUCAGCAGAGUUCAUCAGCCAAAGCUCCUCCUGAGAAAAGGAUGAGGCUGCAGUGAAGAGAUGGUUGAAUUCCUCACUGAGUCAACAACUCCUGGGCUCUAUGACUGAACUCUUGUGUAUUCAUUUCACACAGAGCAAUUAUUUCUUGUUUGUUUCAAUACUGCAAACACAAAGUAUGUUCUCUGAGAGAAUAUUAAUCCUUUCAAUUCUUAAGUUCUCUUCUACUUCCAAAUUAACACUCCUGCUUGUUGCUUUGUACAUUACUUUUUGUUAAGGUUGAAAUAAAACUGGAUCAUUGAAAGAUGUACAAAAUAAAGCUAAUAUUUUUAAGAGUUGUGGGAUAAGAGGAUUAAAGUUGAGAGCAACUAAUACCAUUGGAACUUGGAAUGGUACCUGCCCAUUUAGUAUUCAUUUAAAAAGGGUGCUUUAUACAAGAUCAAAGAAUUAUUUAAGUCAAAAAACUGUAAGUGCUGGAAAUCUGAAUUGAAAAUAGGAAAUGCUGGUUGGGCACUACCUGUGGCGGGGUGGGGGGGGGGGGAAAUAAUGCAAGUGUCAAGUUACAGAAGCAUUCUGAUAAAAGUCCAGUGACCUAAGUUUCUCUUUCCACUGAUGCUACCUGACUGCUAAGUAUUUGUAGCAGUUUCUGUUUUUAUCUCCCUUCAACUUUAAGCAACCAUCUGUGGCUUAAAGUUUCUUCUGUAUGUUCUACAAUACCCUGCAGUUUGAGAUGCUGCCAUACAUCAUUUCACAGCUAAUUAAUGAAUGUUUCUGAAAAGGAAAUUGUGUGAAUAAUUUGACUUUUAAAGUGUUUAUUUAAUGGUGUGAUUAAUGAUGUAAUUUUAUGUUUCUCAAUAAAGAACUCUGAAACUGU
This is a messenger RNA of Hypanus sabinus (Atlantic stingray), 1601 nucleotides long. It is a transcript of the gene med6, whose product is annotated as mediator complex subunit 6. NCBI's taxonomy places the organism in Eukaryota, Metazoa, Chordata, Chondrichthyes, Myliobatiformes, Dasyatidae. The transcript has 8 exons. The record is from RefSeq and is a predicted model, not a curated record. Gene Ontology annotation, cellular component: core mediator complex; mediator complex. Gene Ontology annotation, biological process: regulation of transcription by RNA polymerase II. Gene Ontology annotation, molecular function: transcription coactivator activity. The coding region runs from base 46 to 786 and encodes 246 amino acids.